This is a messenger RNA of Dermacentor silvarum, 3977 nucleotides long. Its product is annotated as SEC14-like protein 2. The record is from RefSeq and is a predicted model, not a curated record. Bases 82 to 1269 code for a protein of 395 amino acids. Lineage: Eukaryota; Metazoa; Arthropoda; Arachnida; Ixodida; Ixodidae. The transcript has 11 exons. Gene Ontology annotation, cellular component: cytoplasm.
CGCCGCGCACAGAGUGGCGGUCUAGCGGACGCGAGCGACUACAACGAACGGAGCCGGUGGCCCGAGUCGUCAUUCGGCACCAUGAGCGGCUACCUGCAGGACCUCGAUGAGCGCCAACGCACCACACUUGAACAGUUCCGCGAAGCUGUGGCCGACGUCCGGGGGCCAGAGCACACGGACGCCAACCUACUGCGAUGGCUUCGAGCACGCGAGUUCGACUUGGACCGGGCGGAGCACAUGUUUCGACAGCACCUGCGAUGGCGCCAGCAGAACGGCGUGGACACCCUGCUCACGGACUACAAAGUGCCCAAGGUGAUGCGCGACCACUUUCCAGGGGGCAUCUUGGACUGCAAUCCGAAGGGACACCCCCUCUGGAUCAUAAACAUCGGCAGCGUGGACAUAAAGGGUUUUCUACAGGUGCUGCCUCAGGCGGACAUUUACCGCCACUGCAUGUACCUGCUCGAGCUGCAAGAGAAGAUAAAAAAGGACACGUCGCGCAAGCUGGGAAGAGAGAUCGAGACGCAGUACGUGAUCAUGGACUACGAGGGCUUUUCAGUGCGCCAGCUUUACUCCUGGCAAGUGCUCAACCUUCUGACGGACUUGCUCAAGAUGUAUGAGACAAACUUUCCGGAGUCCCUUGAGAAGGCAUUCGUCAUCAAUGUGCCCAGUUUCUUUCCUGUCCUGUGGAAAAUCGUGCGGCCGCUUAUGACGCAGAGGACGGUGAACAAAGUUGGCAUCUACGGCAAAGACGGCUGGAAGGCCGCCAUAGCCGAGUGCAUGGACGUGUCCAAGCUGCCGGCCCAAUGGGGAGGCACCCUGAAGGGACCGGACGGUGACCCGCGCUGCCCGCACCUGGUGUGUCCCGGCGGCGAGGUGCCGGAGGAGUACCACGGCGAGCUCAUCUCCAAGCGGCUCUGGGGCCGCGAAGGCGUGCAGCAGUUCUGCGUCGAUCGGCGCGGUCGCUACGAGAUGCCCGUGGCCGUGGACCAGGCCGGCUGCCGGAUCCGGUGGACCUUCCAGACGGCCAAGGGAGAGCUGGCCUUCGGAGUUCGCUUCCAGCCACCGGCAGGUGGCGGAGGAGGCGUGGAGGAGCAGCUGCUCGAGGUGCAUCGGGUGCCCUCCUGCAGCCUGGUGCCCGAGCAUGGGUCGCAUGUCUGUACAAAGCCCGGAACGUAUGUGCUGCAGUUCGACAAUUCGUUUAGCUGGAUGAGCAGCAAGGAGGUGGCAUACGAGAUCCAGGUCGUGCCGCCACCACCACCCGCCAGCUGAUGUGGCGGACGCGGGGAGGAAAAACCCCAGCGUUUUGUACGAAUACCGCGAGAGGGCAUAGUCCUCCACUGAGGUCAUUCAGCCGCAGCGGUAUAAACACGAGCUUUUCCUCACUUGUUUAUGAAUAUUGUUGCGAGCGUACCUGUGGCCUGCUUUACUAACACUCGACAUUCAGUUUUCAUGUGCCUGCGUGGCAAAUCUUCAUAUAUGGCAAAUAAUUGUUCAAAUAAGCAGUUGAACUUGUCACGAAAUGUACAUCAGUGUAAUAAAUGAACGACGAUUCAUUAGUGUAUGUAUGCCGUCAAUCUAGGUAAUAUUUACACUCGAAUGAUAAUUUCCGGUGGUUAAUCCGGGCCUCCGAGUCGAAUUGCAAGACGCCCCAGAUCCGAGUAAGAGAAAGCAUGCACCGACCGAACGGCAGAUCACCUUGCGGAGCAGUAUCAGGGUUAAGGAAGUGAGGGCCGAGGGGAACUUUCAGUGACGGCCUAUUGAACGCCGAGCUUCACAUAUCACUGUAGUAUCACGGUGAGCAAGAACACAAGCCAGACAAUAUCUAUCUAUCUAUCUAUCUAUCUAUCUAUCUAUCUAUCUAUCUAUCUAUCUAUCUAUCUAUCUAUCUAUCUAUCUAUCUAUCUAUCUAUCUAUCUAUCUAUCUAUCUAUCUAUCUAUCUAUCUAUCUAUAUAUAUAUAUAUAUAUAUAUAUAUAUAUAUGCGUGGAUCUGCUAUCGCGAACACCAGAGAGCAGCGGAGCUGGGGAAAGCCUAGUAAAGUAGUGGCAAAUCACACACUUAGUCUAACUUUUGCUGGGCUUCUCCCAUCUCCGCUGGUCUCUGGUGUUUGCGGUAGCAGAGCCAAGCAUAAUUUUUUUUUCCACUGCGAGAAAGAGGACCGCCGAAGCGAGCGCCCAUUAGCACCGUUAGUCCCAAGUCGUUGCAUGUUGUGAAAGUUCCUGAGCUCCCGCAACCCAGGAUCUUCCAGUCUCCUCUGCUUCCUGGCGCUCAGGAUUUCUUUGCGAUGUUCUGCGUAGGAUCGCGAUGAAUUCAACCGGCCACGUUCAUGAGCCUCCGGAUAUAGAUUUCUUGGCUUACGCGAACUCUCGGCUUCCCUCAGUCUAAACUCGGGAUGUUCUGCGACGCUUGGUUUCAGCUUCCCCAGCUGUCACUUCAGUCUUUCGGAAGCGACGAGUGUCCAGUUUUCUGGUCGAAACCCGCCGAGCCACCACCAGAGGCAUCGGCUGCAGUCACGGACACCAGGUGCGUUCGGCGCGAACGCGGGGAAACGCGGUCGGCGUCGGCAGCAGCUCUACGCGUCCCUCUACCACCUGCCUCACUGUUCCUAUCCACCUCGCAGCCUCUUAGCUGCGCGAUGCUAUUUUUAUACUCUGAUUUCACUCUCUCUCAGCUCUCUCUCCCUCAGCUCGGUGAAGCUGUGGACGACGGAAUGAUCAUUAUAGCGAGGUUCUAACAGCUCCGCUGUGAAAUGGUGGGCUACGAAAGCGACUGCUGCAGUGGCCGUCAUUUGCGAGACUGUACUACGUCAGCAGAGCAAGUUUUCACCUCUCGAUAAGGUGCUGUCACUGCUUGCCUUUGGACUCAAGUCAAGAACUGAAGGUGCCGCUAACAAAUGCUAACGUUGCCGCUCUGCCAUUGUCGACGUGGGGCACACAAAGCACGACCCAGCACAAUUACGAAACCGCCUAAACCACAUAAACGGCCGAGCCGACACCGGCAAAAGGCGCGCUGGCGGAAGCUGCAUAGCGCUCGCGUGACCGGAAACCGGGCGGAUCUCGCAAUUGCUCCGACGUCAUCGGUGGGAGCAUUUCUGGGUGCUCCAAGUCGGAUUUCGGCGAUCUGAAAGAACCAAGCAAAUGUAUAGUUGGAGCGCCCUUUUUCGACCACUCGAACUAGUUGACUACUCUGGAGCGCUCCGAAACGACCACCCGAAGAUGCCAUAAGAAUACUACACUUAUUGGGGCGUACCUUUGUCCCCCCAAAAUAAUCGUCAUCUAUCUUGCGCACCUCGCCUUUCUUUAACGCUGUGCGACCGCUACUUCCAGGUCCCGAAUGGCACGCGCGUUACCAGAGUGACAGAAUUCUUGACCGGAUAGUAGCGAACAGAUAGUUUUCAAGACAGGAAACAUAAGUUAGACAGAUGACGAUUACAGUUGGGGAACAAAGGUAGGCCCAAAACUGUUUUUAAAGCGUAGACAAGAACAGUCACUGGAAGUAAAUUCUUUUGACGUUGCGCUCAAUACAUCAUUUGAGAGGCUUAGAUAAUCCAAAAUCCUAAUAUUCACACGUUUGCACGCCGCACGUCAGAGGCAUUUUAACGUGGAAAUUCUCCGUAGAAUAUAUACUCUUAAAAUGAAAAAGAAAUACUGUCAUCCACCCAAUAGUAACCCGAAACUACAAAUGAAAACCCGGACGGGUUUCGGUUCAUGAAACGUUUACGUGAAAUUUUCUCCACUUUGCAGGCUGCCGCUGAACAGAUUUGGCUUACUCUGCAUGUACCCGCCCACUUAUUUCAAGGCGGUGAAUGUUGCAUCUUGGAUGUAUUCCAUGGAAUAGACUGGCUUGCAGCAUUUCUUUCAGUGCACUUUGCUUACGACACUGGCAGACGAUGCCCGCUUGCGGAAAACGAGCCAUACCGAAAAUAUGGUACUAUGCGCUACUUCCCGUCCUGUCGGUCAACCAAUAAAUGUUUCUUUU